AUGCUGAAAAGCGCAGUGAGCUUGAAAAGAUUACUGAGCGCGGCGCUGCUGGGUGCGCUGGCCGCUCUGCUUACGGGCUGUAAUGUAGUUACGCCUGAUCAUUCUCAAUCCACUUUCGACACGUUGGGCCCGGUCGCUGAGAACCAGUUGUUUAUAUUCUGGGUUAUUUUCUGGGCUGGGUUGGUGGUAUUCAUCGCGGUCGAAGGCGCGCUGCUAUACAUGGUUUUCAAGUUCAAGCGCAGGGAUGACCUCGAUCCAAAGCAGACGCACGGCAAUACGCGCAUUGAGAUUGCCUGGACGAUUGCACCCGUUAUCGUGCUCAUCGUGGCGGCGGUUCCGACGAUACAGGGCAUCUUCUACGCCGAUGCGGGCAGAUACGUGGACAACAACGGACAGUCAAAUGAACUGCUCGUAGAUGUGAUCGGCCACCAGUGGUGGUUCGAGUUCCGCUAUCCUAAUCCCAACAACCCGGGCGAGCAGAUUGCCGUCGCUAACGAGCUCUAUGUGCCGGUCGGCGAGCCGGUCGUGUUCCUUCUGGACUCGGUAGAUGUCAUUCAUAGCUUCUGGGUGCCCAAGCUCGCGGGCAAGGUAGACAUGAUUCCGAAUAACGACAACAAGAUGUGGUUCCAGGCGUAUGCGCCGGGCGAGUUUUUCGGCCAGUGCGCUGAGUUCUGCGGUGUAUCUCAUGCGAAUAUGCGGUUCAAGGUUGUCGCGGUGCCGCGCCCUGAGUUCGACGCAUGGCUGCAGCAUCAGGCGUCGGCCGCUCCGCUUCCUUCCGACCCGCUGGUGGCAGAGGGCAAGGAACUUUUCCGGGAUGCGGGCUGUUCGGGCUGCCAUGCCGAGAGCAGCAUCAUUAAGUUGCGUCCGGAUGGCGGCAGAAUACCUGGCAGGACAGGACCGAACCUAACGCAUAUCGCUUCGAGGUUGAACCACUUGGGCGUUUACCGCAAUUCUGAUGUACCAUUUGAGGAUCAUGCCAAUGGCGGCCGUCAACUGUAUGUGAAUGUGGACGGAAUACCUCAGAGACUGGAUGGGCAGCCGUUCGUCAGCGAAGCCAUGUUGCAGAACAACCUUAAGACUUGGAUAUCGGAUCCGGAGGCGCUGAAGCCGGGCAACCUCAUGGCAAGAGACGGAGAGCCGUACAUAGAUCCUGCCAACGAGCUGACGGAGCGGGAGAUUGACGCCCUUGUGGCAUAUCUGCUAACUCUGAAAUAG
Messenger RNA from Geodia barretti, 1215 nucleotides. The record is from the annotation of a GenBank genome assembly. Lineage: Eukaryota; Metazoa; Porifera; Demospongiae; Tetractinellida; Geodiidae.